Molecule: messenger RNA, 1650 nt
Organism: Dipodomys ordii (Ord's kangaroo rat)
Lineage: Eukaryota; Metazoa; Chordata; Mammalia; Rodentia; Heteromyidae
Gene: Znf174
Product: zinc finger protein 174
Exons: 3
Coding region: 418-1641 (407 amino acids)
Source: RefSeq, a predicted model, not a curated record
UCUGCCUCGCGCUCCGUCGGGGCUGCCAGCGCGCCGCCUGGGCUGGGGCUCGGGGUCGGCGUGCGGCGCGGAGGGUCGCGGCCAGCCACUGUACCACAGCUGCAACUUUUCCCGGGCAUCCUUGAGCUGGCCGUUAGAUCGUGCUGCCCCCGUCCUGGGAGCCCCGGGCAGGGCGCUCGGUUCCGAAGGGCUGCCACGGCUGACCGGCUCUUCCCGGCCCAGGACCCGGCCGUCUGCGGAGGUGGGGCGAUGCCCGGCAGCUAGGAAGGCCGGUCCUCUGCGUCCAUCCUCGGGAGGAACUUCGGGACUGUCGUCUUUGUAGCGUUUGGAGACUCUCCAGGGCAUGAUCCCAAAGGCUUGAUCGGUCUCACAAGGAGAGUAGUUUUUCCUGACACACACACACACACACACGCAAAUAUGGCAGCUAAAAUGGAAAUAACUUUGAGCUCCAACAGCCAGGCUUCCUCCAAGCAAGAGCGACACAUCAUAACAAAGCUGGAAGAGAAGCCGGCGCCCAGUCAGCAGAAAACCUGCCCGGACCCCGAGCUCUCCCGCCAGAGCUUCCGACGGCUCCGCUACCAGGAGGUGGCCGGGCCCCAGGAGGCGCUUUCCCAGCUGCGACAGCUCUGCCGGCAGUGGCUCCAGCCCGAGCUGAACACCAAGGAACAGAUGUUGGAGCUCCUGGUGAUGGAGCAGUUCCUAAUCAUCUUGCCCCCCGAGAUCCAGGCUCGGGUCCGGCAUCGGUGUCCAGAGAGCAGCAAGGAGAUCGUGACCCUGGUGGAGGAUUUCAACAGAGCAUCCAAGAAACCAAAACAGUGGGUGGCUGUCUGUGUGCAGGGGCAGAAGAUGCUUUUGGAAAGAACUGGAGCUCAUCUUGGUGAUCAGGAACUGCCAGACUUCCAACCACAAACCCUUACAAGAGAUCUCAAGGAGAGCUUUCCAGAGGACCCUUCUCAGGAAGGAUCUCAUGAGGCACCCAGCCCCCAUCAUUGGGAGAAAUCACCACUCCUCCAAGAGCCAGCCCCCAAACUUGCUGGGACAGAGGAGUCUGGGAUGAAAAGUGACAACAAGGAGAAUCCACGGCCAGAAGGGGCCAGAGGAACAAAGUCAGGUGUUGUGCCGGCCGGCAGGCCCAAGGGGAAUGCUCUGCAGAGCCCCGAACCGAGAGGCGCAAGCCUAGGGGAAGCCCACUUGUCCGGGAAGCAGGUCGGCCCCUCGAAUGCUCAGAAGCCAUAUGCUCCCUACAAGCGACACCGCCGGGAACUGGAAUACAGCAGCCCCGUCAAAAGCCACCCGCUGAGGGAGCUGAAGAAAAGCAAAGGAGGCAAAAGAACCCUGAGUAGCCGUCUGCAGCGUCUCGCUCACCAGCCAGCCUACACGGCCAAGAAACCUUACAAAUGUGACGACUGUGGGAAAAGCUUCACGUGGAAUUCCGAGCUGAAACGACACAAGAGGGUGCACACGGGAGAGAGGCCCUACAGCUGCGGGGAGUGCGGGAACUGCUUCGGGCGGCAGUCGACCCUGAAAUUACACCAGAGGAUCCACACUGGGGAGAAGCCCUACCAGUGUGGCCAGUGUGGGAAAAGCUUUCGCCAAAGCUCAAACCUCCACCAGCACCACAGGCUCCACCACAGGGACUGAGAGGCAUUG